AUGGAUUUCUUUUUACACUAUAGAAACCCUAGUUUCCAUUCUUCUUCUUCGUUAGUUCUAACAAGCAAUAAAGUCAACAACAGAGUUCAUGGGAGAGAAGGGGAGAGGAAGAAGAACAAGAGAAACCACAAAAUCAGCACUAAAGUGAAGCUCUCAACGGACCCACAAAGUGUAGCAGCAAGAGAGAGAAGGCACAGAAUCAGCGAGCGGUUCAAGAAUCUGCGAAGCUUGAUACCAGGUAGUGAUACCAGGAACAUGGAUACAGUAUCCAUGCUGGAGGAGGCCAUUCAAUAUGUCAAGUUCUUGAAAGCUCAGAUUUGGCUACACCAAACAAUGAUUAGUUUUGAGAAUUUUCAUGAUUAUGAUAAUGCUAAUAGAAAUUAUCAUCAUUAUCAAUACUCGAAUCAAGAUCUUCUCCCAUCUGAUAAUUUCUAUUGUGAUUACCACAACCUCUCCAGCUUGCCUCAAAUGGAACAUGAAGUCGUACCCCAACUAGGGUUUGAAGAUGGAUCUUGCUUCAAGGUUGAAUAUGAUGAUAACAAGUUUUCUCCUUCUCAUGGUAUGAUCAUGUGA
Lactuca saligna is the source of this 573-nucleotide messenger RNA. Lineage: Eukaryota; Viridiplantae; Streptophyta; Magnoliopsida; Asterales; Asteraceae. The record is from the annotation of a GenBank genome assembly.